Branchiostoma floridae (Florida lancelet) is the source of this 3243-nucleotide messenger RNA. Its product is annotated as collagen alpha-3(IV) chain-like. The record is from RefSeq and is a predicted model, not a curated record. Gene Ontology annotation, molecular function: extracellular matrix structural constituent. NCBI's taxonomy places the organism in Eukaryota, Metazoa, Chordata, Leptocardii, Amphioxiformes, Branchiostomatidae. The transcript is spliced from 25 exons. Gene Ontology annotation, cellular component: basement membrane; collagen trimer. Bases 92 to 2176 code for a protein of 694 amino acids.
UAGACAAUAAAAACGUAGCCUGGCCACCUGAGGGGCCGACCCAUUCGGGCACAGGUGCUUUGGAGAGGAGCUUGCGGACGCACCCGCCAACAUGGGCCCGAGGAACGCUUUACGAGGACUGCUGACGGUUACGCUAGUCGUCAGCUGUGCAGUGGCUCAGCUGGUUGACUUUGAUUACAAUGGUUUUGGAGGAACUAACGGGUUUGACAACACAAACAACAAUGACCUAGGUACUGCUGCUGCCGCAAACACAAACAACAACAACUGUGGAGGAAACAGUAACUGCUGUGGACCUAGUGCUGGUGCACCUGGGCCCAGGGGCUACCCGGGGUCACGUGGUGCGCCUGGCUUCCCUGGACCGGAGGGUGUGCAGGGGGAGACGGGGAUGCGUGGUCCCGCAGGUUUCUCUGGAGACCCUGGAGCAAAGGGAGAAAGGGGAGACCCAGGACAGAUGGGGCCACCUGGUAUCAUAGGGCCUGCUGGACCCGCGGGGCCGAGGGGAAUACAGGGAGGAAAAGGCAGCAAGGGCACACAGGGUGAUCCUGGGUUACGGGGAGAGAAGGGCUUAAGGGGACAACAAGGUCUUCCUGGUAUGACUGGUGAACCGGGAAACCAUGGAGAGAGUGGGCCCAUGGGUAUGCCUGGACUCUGUGGACCUAAAGGAGAGGCAGGUGUUCCUGGUCUCCCUGGACCCCAGUCUCAAACGGAGGGUCCAUCGGGUCCAUCUGGACCCCCCGGUCUCCCCGGUCAACCAGGCCAGCGGGGCCAGCCUGGGCCGCCGGGGUCCUCAGGAUUCGGCAGCAAGGGAGAGCCUGGACUGCCUGGGAACCCUGGACUGGACGGACCACCUGGAAACCCUGGGAGACAGGGACCGCCAGGUGUGAAUGGACUGCCAGGGGGCCCUGGACCAAAGGGCACCAGAGGAGACCCAGGAUUACCAGGUCCACCAGGAGCUGGAGGGGAGAGAGGAGUGAUGGGGUUCCCUGGACCAAAAGGUGCUCCAGGUGAUGCUUCAGGUGUCAGUGGGCCACCUGGACCUCCUGGUCCCGGAGGUCCAGCAGGACCACCUGGUAGAAGUGGUCCAAAGGGAGAGAUUGGGUUGAAUGGUCCCCCAGGACCCAUAGGGCCACCUGGUUUUGGUCAGCCAGGUCCUGCUGGAGAGAGGGGUCCUUCAGGUCCUCCAGGUUUCCCAGGUGCUCAAGGAAAUCCAGGUCCAAAAGGAGAAUCAGGCAUCGGACUGCCUGGCGGACCUGGUCUUCCUGGCCCGCAGGGUGACACAGGUCCACCCGGUCCACAAGGAUUACAAGGUCAGGGAGGUUCCAGAACGUUUGACCUGAUGACUCGCCACAGCCAGACCACCAUGGUGCCGCAGUGCCUGCCGGGAAUGACCAAAAUGUGGGAGGGGUACAGUCUGCUGCAUGGGGAGGGAAAUGAGAGAGCUCACGGACAGGACCUCGGUACUGCCGGCUCCUGUGUACAGCGUUUUGCCCCCAUGCCGUUCAUGUUCUGUGACAUCAACUUCAACUGUCACUAUGCCACCCGUGACGACAAGACCUACUGGCUAUCCACUGUUGCUACUGAACAAGAGAUCCCAGAAAGCCCUGUGCGAGGAAACGAGGUUCUGCGGUUCAUCUCCCGGUGCGUGGUGUGCGAGGUCCCGUCUACCGUCAUGGCAUUCCACAGCCAGGGUUCCAACAUUCCCGACUGCCCCCUCCCCACACGGGAGCACAGCUGGCAGAGUAUUUGGGAAGGAUUCAGUUUCUUCAUGCACACGGCUGCCGGAGAGGGCAGCGGUCAGAUCUUCUCCAGCCCCGGCAGCUGUCUGGAGAGGUUCCGCCCCGCCCCCUUCAUCGAGUGUCACGGAGCGCGGGGAACCUGCGGCUUCUUUGCCAACAAGUUCAGCUUCUGGCUGGCGUCUGUUCCGGCUGAUUACGACCCACUGAGGAACCAGCAAGCCUACGAGCCGAGAGACGGGCGGGUGAGAGAGAUGGUGCGUAACCAGCAGCCUGUGACAGAGAUGGAGAAGAUGGUGGGACGGUGCCGUGUGUGUAUGAUGAUCACCGACACCGUUCGGGCUAAGAUCUCCGAGGUGGGGCCGGUGAGAGGAGCCAGGCCUGGCAUCAUCAUCGGAGAUCCCAGAUUGCGUGCACCACAGCCACCACGCCCCAGCUCUUAAAGUAGCGUUGAUUGUGGCGGAUGGGGCACCUUGCGACACUCCUUUGUACUGCAGUUUUUUUAUGUACUCCCGGUGCUAAUGUAGUUAAGGUCAGGGAAUAGAUGCCAAAUGUUAGGGUUUAUGAUACUAGUUCCUAGCUCAUAGUGUUUUGUCUUGUACUUUUUGUGAGCUGUAUUAUCAUACUAUUAGGAGAGAAUGGUUAACUUCAUCUUAUCUUUUGACUCUGUAGUGACAGAUGGACUAAAAGAAAGAAGAUAGAUAACCAAAUUUGUAGUGCUUUUUUUACCAGUUUUCAGAGUAAUCUCUACACAAAAAGCAAGACAUAUACACAUUAGCACAAACACCAAGCCAUCUCCUACCUCACGACAACUUUAUCUUCAUUGAGUUUUCUACACAUGCAUUUACACAUUCAAAGAUUAGAUACCCAAAUAAUCUGACAGUAAAAAGGUCAAUGUAUGUUUAAGCUUCAUUCCAAUGGAUAUAAAUCUGGAGUUUGUUUUGAAUAAAAUCCUCCUGAUUCUAAUGCUGGUUCACCUUUAUGCAUAUACACUAGAGUUGUUUUUUACUUAUCAAUGUUGUAAAUCAAGGUAACCGGUAUUAUUAUAGUUCCUUGCUAAUUAGCACUUUGAUUCGAAUUGUGAUCUAUAAACUAAUUUUAGACAAAGGACUCUAGCUUUUUUGGUGUUUCAAAAUCAGAAUUUUACCAUAUCUUAUCUACCUAUAAAUGUAAUCUCAGAAUAAUUCGUAAGCAUAAAUGAUGCUUAGAGCAACGAAAGUAAAUGUCUAACGUAACACAAGGCCAUAUUGAAUGGAAUCCAUAUAACGAUCUAAGGUGCUGUCUUUUAUCCAUUACCAAACAUGGACUGCUAUAGUGGUGCUAAACUAUAUUCCAUAACAACCUCAAAAAGAUUCAAACAAAAUCUUACACAUAGAAGUACAAAUGCCUUUAGGCAAGUAUUAUAAUAUAAGAUUUAGUUUUGUGUUCUUAUGAUUUGUUAAUAAACGUUGUAUACAAAUAGGGUAGGAAAAAGUUACAAUAAAUUGAUUCAAUUUGUUUGUUUUCUUUA